AUGUCUCAAAUUUUACUCUCUUCUCCUUCAAAUUCUACUAUCCUCGAAAACCCUUAUAAAGCAGCCCUUACUCUCUUCAUCAAUCGCCAAUUCGCAGCAGCAACUGCCCGCAUUGAACCCAUCAUUCUCCCAUCAAAAAAUAAUAAUAAUAAUAAUAAUAAUAAUAACAACAACAUCAACCCUCUCUCCCAGUCAUACUUUAUCCGACUAUGGAACCUUUACCUUGCCCUUAUUAAUCUCGCUGUAGAACAUUCGGUCGUAGCUACCCGCUCCCGUAACGAAAUCCUUGAUUCAGAUACCCUCUCCUUAAGUUCCAUUUCCUCUUCUUCAUCAUCAUCUUCAUCUUCUUCCCCAGAAUGGGGCCCUGAUUCAACCCUACGUAAACGACUUGCAGCUCUUGCAACCUCCUCUUCUCCUUCUCUCUGGGACCUUGCUACUUCUUCUGCUGCUUCUCUUCUACCACCUCCAUCAACUCUACCCCUCAAUACUGUUAUCCCCCUUGUCUCCCUCGUUUCCCGUCAUUCCCAACAUUCAACUACAACCCUCACUGCACUCCGUGCCAAUCUCGAAACUUAUAUGGCCAGUGUCCCCCUCGAAAACAUCGAAGAAGAUACCCGACUGGCAGAGCUUUAUGUUCUUAAAGUUCUCCUACCUCUCCAUGAUUAUGCAUACGCUGCAGAAUAUGUCGGUCUCUGUGCUGCUACCUCCAUGGACAAAAAUAACCGCCCAAGUUUAAUCGCUGCAGUUACCGCUCAUGAGCUGCGGCAUACCGAAGAGCUUCUACAGAUGGAAAAGGCCACUCAGCUAGCCCUAGCUCAAGCUAGAGAUAGAGAAGUAAAAGAAUCUAAAAACUUGGUUAAAGAUACUCCAACCAAUUUACGUAGUACUACUACUAAACGUCCAGUGACUAAAUCAAAAACCCCCCGCAAAAAGAAAUCUGAAAAACAACAACAACAACAACAACAACAACCCCACGCAAUUCCACCUGCUCCACUCCCGCAAUCUAUUUCUCUCUGGUCAAAAAUCUCCGCAGCUUUGACUUUCGCCCGAGUUGCAACUGUAGUAGCUGCAAUCCUCUUCUUCCUUACUUUUGUACGCACUGCUGCAGCCCGUGCCCGUGUUCGUGCCGCUCUUGCCCGCGUUUGGUCUAAGCUCGCUCAUACACUCAAAAUGGGUACCAAAGUUAGUUAUGUAUAA
Messenger RNA from Magnusiomyces paraingens, 1197 nucleotides. RefSeq lists its product as uncharacterized. The transcript has a single exon. Lineage: Eukaryota; Fungi; Ascomycota; Dipodascomycetes; Dipodascales; Dipodascaceae. The record is from RefSeq and is a predicted model, not a curated record. Bases 1 to 1197 code for a protein of 398 amino acids.